This is a messenger RNA of Trichogramma pretiosum, 3449 nucleotides long. RefSeq lists its product as uncharacterized. The record is from RefSeq and is a predicted model, not a curated record. Gene Ontology annotation, molecular function: protein binding; scavenger receptor activity. The coding region runs from base 733 to 2532 and encodes 599 amino acids. Lineage: Eukaryota; Metazoa; Arthropoda; Insecta; Hymenoptera; Trichogrammatidae. The transcript has 11 exons.
GCAUUGUUCCGAGGGGGCGGCCCGCCCGAAGACCGUAGUGCUUUCUCCUUAUAUUGGUGUACUUUUUUCCAUCGCUCGCCUACUAUUCACCUAGACGCGUGUGUCGUAUAAAAAAAAUACGCGGCCAAUGUUGGCCUCUUUGUUGACUCGGCCAAGUUUUUCCGCGCCCCCAAAGUUACCUUGGUUUUGUUCGCGAGUAUAAUACACGUCACUGCUGCUGCUGCUUGCCACCGCUCACCUCGUCGAAAGUUGCAAACGUCCAAGGACGCGUUACACGCCGCCUCGCAAUAGAGGGUGAAAAUAAAGCAAAGGAAAAGCUCGGGCCAGCAACGAGCGCAGCCGAGCUAAACCCUCUCGUCGGCUAAAAGAAUCUAAACGGUUAUCGAAUCAGCCAAGGAUUAAUUCAUCCGAUCGUAUUUGAUACGCACGACGCUCGAAGCCGUCGAGUGCAUAAUAAAGGGAGCGAUCGAGAGGGCCGAUGACGACGACUAAUACGGGCCAGCUCGAAGACAAAUUCCGGCCACUUCUCGGCAUGCAUCAUCCUUCAACGAAUUAGCUUUGACAUCGUCGUUUAUAUAUUAUACUCCGACGGGUCAACGCCAUGCAGCUACGCCACCCAGAAGGAAAUCCGUCAUUUCGCUAACCGGAUAUAUCUCUUUCGGAUUCGGAUUUUAGUGCGUCGUAGCUCGCGCGCCUCUGGACUCGCUUCUAAAUGCAACUGCGACCAAACGAAUGAGCAGAAAAAUGGAUCACAGGGCGAAACUUUACCUGCUCGCUUUGGCCUGCUGUCAGUGCUGGCCCGUGGCCACGAUCUUCGGACUAACGGGUGAAAACGUUUGUCACCGCGUGGAGAAUUUCACGGUGACGUCGAGGGAGCGCUACGUCGAGCCGGUGGUUAUUCACACGCUCGCCUGGUGCCUGCAGAUACCGCCCCGCUGUCCGCAGAAACGCACGGAAAUGCGAGAACGCUGGCGCAUGAAGACGGAAGUGAAAUUCAAGAGCGUACCCGUGUGCUGCGAAGGAUACGUAAUGCAAGAGGUCGUGGGUAACGCAAGCACCGCCGAUGCCAAGUGCGUGCCGCGCUGCGAGAAAUGCCGAAGCGGAGUCUGCGUAGCGCCCAACCAGUGCAGCUGCGAUCCGGGAUUCCAAGGACAGGAUUGCGCUCGCGAGUGUCCACAGGGUAGUUGGGGUCAGAAUUGCAAAAACCAGUGCAACUGCCAGGGCGACCUUACGUGUAAUCCCAUCAACGGCGACUGCCUCUGUCCAGCUGGAUGGACGGGCUCCCGCUGCGAGAGCAAAUGCCCGGAUGGCCAGUGGGGUCAGAGCUGCAGCUCCACCUGCCAGUGCGAAAGUCCGCGAACUCGAUGCCACCACGAGACCGGCGAGUGCCCGGCGACGACGGCCGCGACGAGUAACGCCGACAACGGCGAACUGCUCAUCGAUCCCUACGAGGCGUCCGGGGUCAAUCUCGCGCCUAACGCCGCUGCCGACGAGAAGCUGCUACAGGCGGGACCGGCCGUUCUUGCUCCGGACCAGGAGUACAACGCCGAGGUCAUCGAUUUCGACAAGGAGGCCAGCAGCGUCCCGAGAAUCGUCGACGCGGAGGAAAACGACUCUGCGACCAUCUCGAGCCUGCCCGACGACCUGCUACCGGCUGUGACGACGGUGCAGCCGACCGCCCGGACAGUCGGCUCGUCCGACAGCUCGAGCACGAGAAUCAUCGGCACGAUUCGCACGGCCACGACGACGCAACUUAAUCCAGCGGUGACGGCGGCGACUAACGAAGCUGCGGCCACCGAAGGAAAUCAACUUUCACGCUCCAAGAGGCCGCUCGAAAAGCAGCAGCAGCCUGCGACACCGCCCGGCGAGCGUUUUGACUUUGAUGAGCAACAGAACAACUUUCGCGUCAUUGUCUCGCCGCAUAAAGGUGACUCGAGCUCGGCAAAGUCGUCGAUACCGAUCGACGUGGCCGCCAUGAUCGUCGUCGGCGCCCUCGUGUCCAUCGGACUGACCUCGGUGGCAGCCCUCAUGAUUUUUCACGCCCGCUCGCGGCUGCUCAAGACCGCGCUGUCGAUCUACGGCCCGGACAAGGUCAUAGAUCAGCGCCAGUACAUCGAGAAGGACGCGACCCUCGGCUCGACGACGACCAGCGCCUCGAGCAAAACUCUGGACGUCAACGUGGCGACUCUGCCUCGAGGUACAUUGACGAGGACUAGUCCCAUUUACGGCACGUCCGUGGAUACCAAUGCAGCACUGCUGACCUUCGACGACAGACCGCCCGAGUACGCCAACGGCACCGUGACCAUCGGCAUUCGACUGUCCAGCAAUAUCAGAGAUUUGUUGGAGAGUCACUACGACAGGCCCGCGUCUUGUUCGGGGACGAUGAGGAACAGCACAGCGACAUUGCCCACAACGGGGGCGGCGACGACGACGACGACUUCGCUCGGCGUGGGCGAGCCUCCCGACGCGACCGAGCACGUCUACGACGAGAUUCCACUAUCGUCGCCGUUUUUUUUCGCCAAAGACACGUAGAGUUUGGAGUAGAGCAUUAUCCGCGCGUCGACGUUUCUCGAUAAAAAAGCUACUCGAGAGGAGAGUCUCGAUCGAGUGGGCUCGUGCGGCUCUGAUUCAAUUACUACUGUGACACUUGUAGCGCAGUAGAUUGGACACAAGUCGACCGUAUGCAAUGUUUAUUAUUCAUGGACAUUUUUAUUGUCGACCAAUCAGAAGUAAAUUUUGAUUUAGAUUUUCAAUGGGAAAUCCAUAAAUCAGUAUGUAUUGUUAAAGUUGAUAUUCAAACCAAUUCGGAAAGCAAAUCAUUUGUUUUUGCUUCUUCGCAAAUGUAUACGAUUGGUUUUAUAUGAUUUUAUUUCAUAUGCCAAAAAAUAUGAUUAAUAGCAGUAUUGAUAGUGAUUCGGAUGAGUCAAAGCAGUAGCCAGUUUUGUAUGGAAAUUUAUUUGUAAUUGCAGCCAAUGAAAAUAUUUGUACGACAUAUUUAUAGCAUAGGUUAAUAAUAAGAAUAAGUAGAUCGUUUAAAUAAUUCUGAAAGUUAGAUUUUGUACUUCAGUAUACAUUGAAUUUAUUAUAAAAAUACAUGACGUGUGCCUAAAUUAGAAAAUUGCACGAUGUCAUGGUUAUUACGAUAUGCACCUUUAGCUCUCGUUAAUCUUGGUACUUUUAUUUCUUUGUAAAAACAAAUUAAUUUAUAAGCCAAAAAGUUAUAAAUAAUGUACGUAACGCAGUAUUUCAUAAUAUAUAAUCCAAACGUCGUUACAUAAUUGUACCGCGGCUUAUAAAUUUCAACAAUGAGUACAAUGUGUAAGCGACGAAUUGCAUUUCAUAAAAAAUAAGUCAUGCCUCUAUAUUAUGUUUCUCUAGGCUUAAGCUCAUGCAAAUGAGCGCAAUGUACAAUACGAGUCAAAUAAAUAUUUGGUAAAGAAAAUCUUGUA